This is a messenger RNA of Echinops telfairi (small Madagascar hedgehog), 2969 nucleotides long. RefSeq names its product TNF receptor associated factor 3 (gene TRAF3). Gene Ontology annotation, molecular function: zinc ion binding; tumor necrosis factor receptor binding. Gene Ontology annotation, cellular component: plasma membrane signaling receptor complex. Gene Ontology annotation, biological process: tumor necrosis factor-mediated signaling pathway; regulation of defense response to virus; Toll signaling pathway. The transcript has 13 exons. Bases 365 to 2071 code for a protein of 568 amino acids. The record is from RefSeq and is a predicted model, not a curated record. NCBI's taxonomy places the organism in Eukaryota, Metazoa, Chordata, Mammalia, Afrosoricida, Tenrecidae.
GGUGCUGGGGCUGGCACUGGCAUGCUGUGCUGCAGCACUGCGAGGUCCCCGCUGCAGUGGGCUUCCCGGGAACGAGGGACACAAGAUGAGGAAGCUGAGGCCCAAAGAAGUUAUGCCACUUGGUUAAGGUCCCACAGCUGGUCAGAACCAGAUCUUGGAUCAGAAGCCUGGUUCCGGGCCGCUCCUGGCUCCCUGCUCUCCUAAGGCCACCAGCCCAGCAGAAGAGGUAAGGGCCCCAGUGCUUCGUUUGAAAGAGGGCGAGUCCAGCACAGUUGGGGUCCGUCUUUCGUCUCCUUCCUGCUCCUGACCAAGUGGGGCGAGACUUCCCGACAGCAUAUGACACACAGAAGGCCCCGCCCGCGACAUGGAGUCCAGUAAGAAGAUGGACUCCACUGGCCCCCUGCAGACCAACCCUCUGCUGAAGCUGACCUCUGACCGCAGCGUGGGGGCAGCUGUGUUUCUCCCCGAGCAGGGGGGCUACAAGGAGAAGUUUGUGAGGACCGUAGAGGACAAGUACAAGUGUGAGAAGUGCCGCCUGGUCUUGUGCAACCCGAGGCAGACGGAGUGUGGCCACCGCUUCUGCGAGACCUGCAUGGCCGCCCUGCUGAGCUCUGCCAGUCCCAAGUGUACCGCCUGUCAAGAGGGCAUCAUCAAAGAUAAGGUGUUUAAGGAUAAUUGCUGCAAGAGAGAGAUCCUCGCCCUGCAGACCCACUGUCGGAAUGAGAGCCGGGGCUGCACGGAGCAGCUCACCCUGGGCCAGCUGCUGGUGCAUUUGAAAAACGAUUGCCAGUUUGAAGAACUCCCAUGUAUGCGGGCUGACUGCAAAGAAAAGGUGUUGAGGAAGGACCUCCGGGACCACGUGGAAAAGGCCUGCAAAUACCGAGAGGCCACGUGCAGCCACUGCAAGAGCCUGGUUCCCAUGAUCACCUUGCAGAAACAUGAGGACACAGAAUGUCCCUGCGUGGUGGUCUCCUGCCCACACAAGUGCAGCGUCCAGACGCUUCUGAGGAGUGAGUUGAGUGCACACUUGUCAGAGUGUGUCAAUGCCCCCAGCACCUGUAGUUUUAAGCGUUAUGGCUGCGUUUUUCAGGGAACAAACCAGCAGAUCAAAGUGCACGAGGCCAGCUCCGCGGUGCAGCACGUGAACUUACUGAAGGAGUGGAGUAAUUCCCUGGAGAAGAAGGUGUCCUUGCUGCAGAAUGAGAGCGUGGAGAAAAACAAGAGCAUUCAAAGUCUGCACAACCAGAUCUGCAGCUUUGAGAUCGAGAUCGAGCGGCAAAAGGAAAUGCUGCGAAAUAACGAAUCCAAAAUCCUUCACUUGCAGCGAGUCAUCGACAGCCAAGCGGAGAAGCUGAAAGAGCUGGACAAAGAGAUCCGUCCCUUUCGGCAAAACUGGGAGGAGGCGGACAGCAUGAAGAGCAGCGUGGAGUCUCUGCAGAACCGCGUCACGGAGCUGGAGAGCGUGGACAAGAGUGCAGGCCAGGCUGCGCGCAACGCGGGCCUGCUGGAGUCCCAGCUGAGCCGGCACGACCAGAUGCUGAGCGUCCACGACAUCCGGCUGGCCGACAUGGACCUGCGCUUCCAGGUCCUGGAGACAGCCAGCUACAACGGCGUGCUCAUCUGGAAGAUCCGAGACUACAAGCGUCGGAAGCAGGAGGCUGUCAUGGGCAAGACCCUGUCGCUGUACAGCCAGCCCUUCUACACGGGCUACUUCGGCUACAAGAUGUGCGCCCGGGUCUACCUGAACGGGGACGGCAUGGGCAAGGGGACGCACCUGUCGCUGUUCUUUGUCAUCAUGCGCGGAGAAUACGACGCCCUGCUCCCCUGGCCCUUCAAGCAGAAAGUGACACUCAUGCUGAUGGACCAGGGGUCCUCGCGGCGCCACCUGGGAGACGCAUUCAAGCCUGACCCCAACAGCAGCAGCUUCAAGAAACCCACGGGCGAGAUGAACAUCGCGUCGGGCUGCCCGGUCUUUGUGGCGCAGACUGUCCUGGAGAACGGGACGUAUAUAAAAGAUGACACCAUUUUUAUUAAAGUCAUAGUGGAUACUUCAGAUCUGCCCGACCCUUGAUGAGUCGCCCCGCGGGAGCUGGAGCAGCAGCAGGUAACUCCGCUGGGGAGGGGGUGGGGGGGGGCGGAGGCUUGCACCGGUCUGUCUUCACCGUGGUCCUCGUGUGGAGCAGGACCUUGUGGAAUGGUGGCAUGGCAGAAGGCGGUCCGGCCGGCAGGAGGAUCCCGUGUCUCCCUCCCCCACCCCCACCCCCCCAACGUUUCCCCCACAGACUCGCCCCACUCACCUUCUGCGGAGGCAGACGCUGCUGCCAGAGGAGGCGCUCACGUCCAUUUCUAAAGAUCUCGUCCAUAAAGUGGAAAGACGUAUAUGCUACACAAAAGAAAGCGGACUCUUCUUCCUUAAACUUGAACACCAAACACAAAGGAGACAUGAGAAAAACAAAACUAACCCAAAGCGUACACGCCCGUGGGGUAGCUGGACACGUAGCCUGUUUUCCGUCAGAGAAGGAAGUGUGCAGUCCGUGCGGUGCCAGUGUGGCAGCCCUCAACGCGAGCGCCGGCUCGCCUCCAGUCUAGCACAUCGUCUCGUUCGGGCCUCGCCUGGUCUCUGUUCUCACCGUUGGUUUUGUCAGAAGACCCCGAAGUACACCUCGGUCUUUCCUUUUAGUAUUAUGUUUGUUGUUAUUUUAUUUUUUUAAGUCUCUAAAUUCAGAUUCCAAUCCUUAUUUUAAUUUCAAGUUCUACAGAGAAUUGUUAGGGCAAACAUUUUAUUUCAAAACGUUGGCAGACUGCUGUUUCUUGGAGGAAAGUGAAAGCCCACCCAACGCGGGUCUUCACUUGUGAUAGGGAAGAGAAUAUUCAAUCUGCUGUUAUUUCUCGUUAGAAAUGUAAACCUUCGAUAUCUGUUGUAGUCAGUGACACUACUGCAAAUUACUAUGAGAGGAAAACUGCUCAUG